AUGGGCGUCAUCGGUCGCGCGCCCUCCCGCCUUUACAUAGUCUAUACACACCCUCACCAGGCGACAUUGAGCACCGCGCAGGGCAUCAAGGCCCAGAACGUGUAUGUAUAUGAAUUCACUUGGUGGGCAACGCGUUCUCCUCCACCCAAGAAGGAGAGAAGAGCAUCUUUCCCGGCGGGAAAUGCUUCCCUGCUCGCUUCCUCCGUGCAACAGCUCUCCCUGGAGAAUCCCACCCUCCAAUCCUUCACUGCCCCGAGUUGCGAGAUGGCCGAAGGGUCGAGCACCGUGCCCGUUGUGAGACAGACGUCUGCGGAGUGUCGACGGGGCUCCUCACCUUUAACCCAACUUCGUCAUCGUCAUUACCAUGAUCCGCUAAAGUCAAGUGGAACCUCUCCGGUACUCCGCGGUUCCCGGCGAGCCGUAUCCUUCUCUGACACACUCUGCGAGGCCCGUCAAUCCAUCAAAUCAUCGACGGAUGACUUUAUUAGACCACGGGCAUCCGUUGAAACCGAUGGAUCCUAUUGGCAGUCCGCUCCCUUGGCGCUGGCCCUAGUGCCUGCCAUCGGCGGCAUUUUCUUCCAGAACGGGAGUGCAGUCCUUACAGACGUAACGCUGAUAUGUCUUGCCGGUGUAUUCCUCAACUGGUCUGUGCGUCUACCAUGGGAUUGGUAUCAUGCUGCGCAGGAAUCUACGCGUAGACCUCCACCAAACGAGGUCUUUGAUUCGGAAGACAGGCCAAAUGGCGAAGCUAGCCGAAGCGAUCAAGAAACCGCAUUGGCGAAAGACACUCAGACGGACCAUUCUCAGAAGCAACCCCACGGAGCUGGCAUGGGCUCUAAAGCAAGCCGGGAGCUUCAUAUUCAUGAAAUGAUUGCUCUUGCAUCAUGUUUUAUCUUCCCUGCCUUUGGAACCUUGCUUCUUCAUGCUAUUAGAUCGAAACUGUCACGGCCGUCUGAAGGUCUUAUUUCGAAUUACAAUCUUACAAUCUUUUUGCUCGCUGCUGAAAUCCGACCUUUGUCUCACCUCCUAAAGCUAGUGCAAGCCAGAACUCUCCACCUACGGCGAGCAGUAGAGUCAACGUCUCCAAACCCUGAUAUGAUGGAUGCUACAAAAAUCGCCGACAUUUCUAGGCGUCUCGAUGAAUUGGAAGCACAAGUUGAAGAGCUGUUGACUCACAAAUGUGAGGAUCAGACAGCACAAGAGUCCUCGAGUGAACUUGAACAGAAACUAUGCGAGAUCGAAGCCCAGGUGCAGAAAGCUAUGCAGGUAGAUAUUGCUGCUUUGAAUCGUGCUGUUCGCAAAUACGAGAAGCGACUCACGACAUCAGCAUUGGAUACCGAUACGCGAUUCGACAACAUCGAGUCCCAGAUCCGCAACAUUAUGUUUAAAAAAUCUCCUAGCCCUAAAUCUCAAGGCAACCUUCUCUUACGCUGGAUACGGGUAUUGGCCAAGUGCAUUCAGCUAAUCCUCCUUUUGCCAUGGCAUGUCUUAAGGAGAGUAGUCAUGCUUCCAAUUUCGGUUACAGCAUGGUGGUUUUCUAUACUGACGAGAGUCCUGGGCUGGGGUGGAUAUCCAGAGAACGCAAAUGCGAAGGAUUCUAUUCGGCUGAAACGGAUCCGCCGUCAAAAUUGGCAUUGAGUUAUGACGACAGUCGAGGAAUUAUUGGUAUAAUAUUCACACAAUUGACAUAUAGUUCUGGUAACGACAAGUAUGAAAAUCUAUACGGAACGAGACCAAUGUUCUCCCAAAUCACCAAGAAACUAACUAAGAUCUCGGGUUUUGCCUUAUCAUGUGUUCUAUGCAUAUUUCAAGCUGGCAUAUGGAGUCCUCUAGGUUUUGAAAGCAUUUGUAUAUUCAUGAAAUUCAUUCUAAUGAUGAUAAUCUUAAUGUAUUCAAUAGCUUUACAAGCAGUGAGAAGCAAAUAUACAUAGCCAA
Messenger RNA from Coccidioides immitis RS, 1935 nucleotides. RefSeq lists its product as uncharacterized. The transcript is spliced from 2 exons. The record is from RefSeq and is a predicted model, not a curated record. Lineage: Eukaryota; Fungi; Ascomycota; Eurotiomycetes; Onygenales; Onygenaceae. Bases 1 to 1638 code for a protein of 545 amino acids.